AUGGCCCAACCUGGCACCGACUGCCCGGCAGCGCCCCUCUCUUCUAGCGGGCUGCAGACUGGCUUCAGGUGCGCUGAUCUCCGAGGAGCCUCUGGUCUGUUUCCUGCCAUAUUGAACCUGGCCAGUAAUGCAGACAUCAGUGCUAAUGCCACGUGUGGAGAAAUGGAGGCGGAGAUGUUCUGUAAACUGGUGGAGCACGUUCCAGGACGACGGCUUCGAAACCCACAAUGUGGCGUCUGUGAUGCCACCACCAAAGAUUACCGACAUCCAAUCACAAACGCCAUCGAUGGAACCAACAACUGGUGGCAGAGUCCCAGUAUAAAGAAUGGACAGUUUCACUGGGUCACCAUCACAGUGGACCUGAGACAGAUUUUCCAGGUCGCCUAUGUCAUCAUCAAGGCAGCUAACUCACCCCGUCCAGGGAACUGGAUCCUGGAGCAUUCUCUGGAUGGAGUGAACUUUGACCCCUGGCAAUACUACGCCAUCAGUGACACCGAGUGUCUGACGCGGUAUAACAUCACCCCCCGCCUCGGCCCCCCCACCUACAAGAGAGAUGAUGAGGUCAUCUGCACCUCCUACUACUCCAGACUAGUUCCUCUGGAACAUGGAGAGCACUCACAGAAAGUAGUUCCAUAUCAGCACACCUCCUGGCAUUCCAUAGAAGGGUCCGUCCCUGUGGUCAGCAGGCAAUACUUCUACUCCAUCAAAGACAUUUCAGUGGGUGGGAUGUGUAUCUGCUAUGGACAUGCUCAGAGCUGUCCCUGGGACUCUGUCACCAAGAAGCUGCAGUGCGUGUGUGAGCACAACACAUGUGGAGAGAGCUGUAAUGAGUGUUGUCCUGGUUAUCAUCAGGAGCCAUGGCAACCAGGAACCAUCUCUGAUGGAAACACCUGUGAGAAGUGUAACUGUCAUAACAAGACAGUUGACUGUUAUUAUAAUGAGACUGUUGCAGAGCUCAAGCUGAGCGUAAAUAUCCAGGGUCACCACCAGGGCGGCGGUGUUUGUAUUGGCUGUAGCCAGAACACGGCAGGUGUCAACUGUGAGACCUGCGUGGAUGGAUUUUAUAGACCACAUGAGGUGUCUCCUUAUGCAGAUUUUCCUUGUGUGGACUGUAAUUGUGACCUGAAGGGAUCCCAGUCUGCAACCUGUAUCAAAGAUGACCACCACCCACAAGGAGAGAGAGGUCAGUGUGUGUGUAAGGAGGGUUUUGCUGGUCGGAGGUGUGAUCAUUGUGCGUUUGGCUUCAGAGACUUCCCCUUGUGUUCACCGUGUCAGUGUAACCUGGCAGGAAGCAUCAACACAGACCCCUGUACUGAGUGUGUCUGCAAGGGUAAUGUGAUGGGGGCUCACUGUGAUCUCUGUAAACCGGGUUCAUACAACCUGCAGGCCUCCGACCCACAAGGCUGCUCUGACUGCUUCUGCUUUGGAGUGUCUGAUGUGUGUGAGAGCUCUGCAUGGUCCACUUCCCAGACAGUCGACACGAACGCUUUGCUCCUUCCCUCUAAAUCUGUCUCUACCUACACUGCCGCUUUCACCCAUGACAACCACAUCCCUGCCUCUAGCAACCUCUCUCAUGACAACCACAUCCCUGCCUCUAGCAACCUCUCCCAUGACAACCACAUCCCUGCCUCUAGCAACCUCUCCCAUGGCCGCACCCACCGACAACUGUUUUCAUGGGAGGCUCCCAAGAAAUUCCGUGGUAACAGGCUGGCGUCUUAUGGAGGUUAUCUAAACUAUAGUGUGUUUUAUGACAUGCCAUUGCACAACCAGGACCACUUUAUGGCUGCCUACUGUGACAUCAUCAUCAAGGGGAAUGGCAGAGCUCUCCAUCUGUCCUCUCCCAUCCUCCUACUCUCUCCUCUGGCAGGACAGUCGGUUUCACUGCAGAUGGUCCCACAGACAUUUAUGGAUGUGGACAUGGGCAUGCAUGUUUCCCGAGAUGACCUGAUGUCUGUUUUAGCCGACGUGGCAUCUCUGAGGGUCAGAGUUCAUCUCAACAUCUCUGUUGUUGGGCCGAUACGUCUGGGCAGGGUGUCUCUGGAUUUAGCUGAUCCGAACACAGUGAAUGGUGUCCAGGCGUCAGCAGUGGAACAGUGUGAGUGUCCCUGGGGCUACAGCGGCACUUCCUGUGAGUCUUGUUUGACAGGGUUCUAUCGUGUGGGAGGGAUUCUGUUUGGAGGAAACUGUAUGCAGUGUGAAUGUAACGAUCACGCCACCGAGUGUGACAACAACGGAGUCUGCCUGGGUUGUAGUCACAGUACUACAGGGUCUCACUGUGAGCAGUGUCUUCCUGGGUUCUAUGGCGAUGCCACAGAAGGAACCACUGCUGACUGCCAACGCUGCGCCUGUCCUCUGACACACCUGUCCAAUAAUUUCAGUCCUACUUGUGUAGUGGAGGAUUCUGGGAAAGUGUCAUGUGACCAGUGCCAGGAGGGUUACACCAGUACCAAGUGUGAGAGGUGUGCUAAUGGUUUCUAUGGCAACCCAGUGGUGUUGGGAGGUAUGUGUGUGCGCUGCGAGUGUAACGGUAACGUUAACGUCAGUGAGGCGGGUCACUGUGACUCCGUCACAGGAGUCUGUCUUCGUUGCCUCAGAAACACAGCAGGACAACACUGUGACAUUUGUCAGCCCGGUUACUAUGGAGACGCCAUCAAUGCCAAGAACUGCCAGGAGUGUGGGUGCCAUGCCAGUGGUGCGCUCUCCAGUCUGUGUGAUUUCACUACAGGACAAUGUGUCUGCAGACCCAAUGUCGUGGGAGUCAAAUGUGACCAAUGUCAGGCUGGUUUCUAUGGGCUGCAGAGUGGGCAUGGCUGUGAAGCCUGUAACUGCAGCCAAUCAGGCUCUGUCUCUGAAUCAUGUGAUAAGGAGGGGCGAUGCAAGUGUGUUGUGGGUGUAGCUGGGGACAAGUGUGACCGUUGUAACCAAGGUUACCACAACUACUCCGAUAAUGGAUGUAAAGCAUGCAGCUGUGAACACACUCACGGCAACUGUGACCCGGCAACAGGUUCGUGUAUCUGCCCCCCCAACACACAGGGGGAGGAGUGUGAGAUGUGUGAGAGAGGAUUCUGGGGUCAUGACCCUGUCAAUGGAUGUAAGUCAUGUGACUGUAGUGCAACGGGAAGCUCCUCCCCUCAAUGUAACCUGACCGAUGGCCAGUGUCCCUGUCUGCCUGGCUUCGCAGGCAGGUCGUGUGACCAAUGUAUGCUCGGUUACCGUGGCUACCCAGAGUGCACAGCAUGUGGCUGUGACAUGGCAGGAACACAGGCGUUUUGUAACAAAACAACAGGAGUGUGUGGCUGUGAGGAGACAGGGGCCUGUGUGUGUAAGGAGUGUGCUCCAGGUUAUCAUCAUCAGCCGGCAUCAGAGCUGGCUGGGUGGAGCAGCAGACAGCUCUACAUCAGACCCUGUGUUCCCUGCCAGUGUAACAACCACACACACACCUGUGACCUGGACACUGGAGACUGUCAGAGCUGCCAGCACCACACCACUGGGAGGCACUGUGAGCUCUGUGCCCCAGGGUAUUAUGGGAAAGUUACAGGGUCAAUCAAUGACUGCUCCCUGUGUGCCUGCCCCCUAAAGGACAACAGUUUCAGUCCUACCUGUGAGUUGCAGGGAGUGUUUGGUGAUUUCCGCUGUACAGCCUGUCAGCCGGGGUAUGAGGGGAGAUACUGUGAGAGGUGCUCGGUGGGGUUUUUCGGGGACCCCUCGGUCUCUGGUGGACUGUGUCAGUCUUGUACGUGCAGUAUCUGGGGCUCCGUGCAUGCUGUUUGUGACGCCCUGACAGGCCAGUGUGAGUGUAAACUGGGGGUCAAAGGUCAGAUCUGCAAUCAGUGUGACGAGAGGCUCGUCCUGGAGGGAGGACAGUGUUUGUCUUGUGAUGAUGACUGUACUGGGGCUUUACUGGACUUACUGGACGUGAUGAACCGGCGCUUCCUGUCUGUCAAUCUGACCGGUCUUAGCCGAGCCCCUUACAGCCAGCUGGUGGUGCUAGAAAACCAAACCACAGAUGUACAGUCUCUGUUGGCAGAGGACAGCGCUCUCGCCCUCCAUCUGACCAGAGUGGGGGAGGAGUUGAGUCAUGUGACCUUGGAGCUCAGCUUGCUGCAGGAUCAGGCCAUCCAUCUGUCUGUGGACCUGCAAGAAGUGGGCAUGUCAACCAAUGCAAGUCUUUCCCAUGGUGUUUUUCUGCUUGAAAACAUUCAGAGUCUUCAGGAGCACAUCCAUGAGCUGGUGGCGGAGGCGGGACAUCUGAACCGGACCAAGAAGGAGAAGCUCGGUUCUGUCAAUCUCGUCCAUCUGCUGAAGGAAGUCACAUCCAUUUUGGAAACAAUCCGAGCUGUUAAUCUCUCACCCGCAAGUGCCACUGUAACUCAGGAGCAUAGUGCUGCUGAGUCUGUGCUACAGGCGUUGCAUUUACACUUCCUGUCCACCUUGGGGGCGACAGAGAGCAGGACUCAGGCUUUGUCUUUUUCUCUGUGGAAACACACAAACACACUGCAGGAUGCACAUGCACAGCUCAUCAACGCAGAGCAACGCAACAAUCACACCCACACCCUGCUGGCAGCCAUCAACACGCCACUCAGCAAAUACCUGUCUUCCAGUAGUGUAGCUGAGUCAGUAGAGAUGGUAAUGGAGGAAUGUCAGCAUCUGCUUGAAGAAGCUGUCAGCCUGACAGAGGAGCUCUACAACAUGACUGCUCAGGUGGAGGUGUUGGGUGGUCAGGCGGAGCAGUGGCGCCCCCUGGUGAGGAAAGGUGUGGACCGUCUGGUGAUGGGAAUGAAGAGGAGCAACGCUUUAGAUGUUGUCUACAGAGCCGAAGAACAUGCACGACACCUGGAGAGAGAGGCUGACACUCUCCACCGUUCUGUGUAUACAGUGAGUAAUACAUCCCAUAAUAGCAGCAGUUCACUUCAGGCCAAAGGGAACAUCAGAGCAGAUCUGCAGUCAGCUGAAGAUACAGCAGCACUGGCUCUAAACAUGACUACCCAAUCAGUGGUGUUUUUAGUGGCAGAGGGCGGGGCUAUUAUCAACCACAGCUCCUCAGUCCUGGAACGAAGCCACGAGCUCAACAAGACAAGUCAUGGUCAGCAGGGGAAUGUCAGCCCAGUCACAGCUCGACUGGGAUUGGUCAGAGAAACCGUCCAUAACACCAGCCGUCACCUCCCUCAGUCAAUCAGCAAUCUACACACCCUAUCAAAUGUAAGUUCCAGAGCAGCGGUGCAGGAGGCCAGAGAGUUGACUGCUGUAGUUCAGUCCAACCUGCAGAUGGCGAUGAAGCAUCUUGAGGAGCUGAGAGCGCGUCUGGAGCAUUCUUCUUCUGCGGUGGAACAGGCCAACAACACAGUGAAGAACACAAACACGCUGGUGACAGACUCUCAUAGCACUGCCAAUGAAGCGCAGCGUAAGCUUGAGGAGGCGGAGCAUCGUACAGAACGUUUGAUGGACAGGAUGAAGCCGCUAAGUAUUCUGGGAGAAACACUGGGCCGCAACCUGUCUGACAUCCGAGAGCUAAUUAAGCAAGCAAGGAGACAGGCUGCCUCGAUAAAGGUGGCUGUACAGUCAGACAGGGACUGUGUUCGGUCCUACAGACCAGAGAUCUCCUCCAGUAACUUGAACACCCUGUCCGUCACUGUGAAAACCAGUCACCGUGAAAACCUGCUCUUCUAUAUGGGCAGCCGGACCAUGGUUGACUUUAUAGCGGUCCAGAUGCAUGCUGGAAAGGUUUCUCUGCUCUGGGAUCUGGGCUCCGGCAGCACCAGGCUGGAGUUCCCUUACCUGGACAUCAGCAACAACAAAUGGACCCAUAUCAAUGCUACACGGUUCGGAGCCCGUGCCUCUCUCUCUGUCCACCAGCUGGAGUCAGACUCCAACCCGCUGGCCGUGGUAACCGCAUCAUCACCAGGAACGGCCCGCCUUCUGGAUAUAGACAACACCACUGUUAUUUACAUCGGAGGACUGGCAAGAGAUAUUGAGAAGCCUGCUGCGGUGAGUGUGUCUACGUUUCAGGGCUGUAUGGGAGAAGCGUCACUAAACGAAAAGAACAUUGGCCUUUGGAACUACUAUCAGCGAGAAGGAGCGUGUGGGGGCUGUUUCACCAGUCCCCAGUCAGAGGAGACUGCCUUCCAUUUUGAUGGGACUGGUUUUUCCGUUGUUGAGAAAUCACUCCGAUCCACCAGCACCUUCAUCGUCCUGCUGUUCAAAACCCUCUCACCCAACGGCCUCCUGCUCUACUUGGCUUCUAAUGACACCAGGGACUUCCUGUUCAUAGAGCUUGUUGAAGGGCGUGUCCGUUUGACCUUUGACCUGGGGUCUGGAGCUCUUACCCUCACCUCCAGUAAGACGUACAACAGUGGAGUGUGGUACAAGAUUACACUGCAAAGAAACAAACGCAAAGGUUACCUGUCCAUCAUGGCUGGUGACCAGCCAUCAGAGAAGGAGGUUUUGGAGGCGGAGUCCCCAGGGACUGCCUCGGAUCUGAACCGUUCUGAUUUCGACCCGAUCUACAUUGGAGGACUUCCUGUUUCCCGGCCAAUCAGGAGACAGGUUGUUUCCAGGUCGUAUGUUGGUUGUAUAAAAAAUGUGGAGAUCGCACGCUCAAACUUUGACCUCCUACGGGAUGCAUACGGGGUCAAAAAGGGCUGUGUGUUGGAGGCUGUGAGGAGUGUGUCUGUGCUGAGAGGAGGCUUCAUUCAGCUGCCGGCGGUCUCUCUAGACCAGCAGGGAGAGCUCUUCCUCUCCUUCAGCACCAGGAACACGUCAGGAAUCCUGCUGGCUGCUUUCAACAUGGCGGCCAGACAGCGAGCACGCCGGCACAGCAGAGCGUCCUUCCUGGUUGUCCAGCUGGUUUCAGGACAUGUGGAGGCGGAGCUUAGCUUGGGGGGCGGGGCCAGUGUGCAGGCAGUGGUGAAAAGUCGGAGCAGAUCAUUCUCUGAUGGACUGGAUCAUUCUCUCAUCAUCACCAGGAACAGGAAGACUCUGUCCAUCCAGGUGGAUGAGCACCAUAGAGAGUCAAUCUCCCUGUCAUCAGGAGGCUCGUCCCUUCUGCCCCUGUCCUCUCUUUUCAUUGGUGGGCUGCCGUCAGGGCAGCGGCCCAGGCUGCCAAUCAGAUUACAGAAGACUGCCAGGUCCUUUCAUGGAUGCAUACGCAACAUAGCAGUGGACAGAGUGCUCAUCGACCUAUCCAGAGCUGUGAGGUAUGAGGGGGUGGAGUUAGACAGCUGCCUACUAGAGGAGAAGGCUGGUGGGGCGGUGCUUCCUGAUGACCAGGAAGUUGAACCCACACCUGACCACGCCCAGCCCCCUGUAGCUCCUCCCACUCAGAGCAGCACAUUCACACCAGGAACACUGACGUGUGUGUCUGCUGAGGAACCAAGCUUCCUACCUUCAGCCAAUCAGUUCGGUUUAUCCAAACACAGUCACAUGACCUUCACCAUCAACCCCAACGCCGUUCGUAAGAGUUUCUCGGUGCAGGUGUCAGUGCGUACCCACUCCCACAAUGGUUUGAUCUACUACACGGCUAAUGCCAACCACAUGGACUACGCCAUGCUGCAGCUUGUGGGGGGACGGCUGGCGUUUACAGUAGACCUUGGCAAAGGACCGGCCUCUGUUAGGUCCUCUGUUACUGUCAACGAUGGACAAUGGCACACAGUACGUACAGAAUUCAGUAGGCGUUCUCUCUCUCUCUCUGUGGACUCCAUGUCUUCAGAAGCUCUCUCUGUCAGAGGAAACCAGCUGAAUGUAGACAACACACUCUAUCUGGGAGGACUGCCACACACACACACUGCCAAGAGGACAGGCAACGCGAGUCACAGUGUAGCAGGCUGUGUCCAGGCAUUGAGUGUCAAUGGUGUCAGACUGACGAGCCCGACCUCUGAGCAAAACACUGCUUCCUGUUUCAGCCAACAGCAACCAGGAAGUUACUUCCAUGGCACAGGAUAUGCUGCGCUCAUGCCUGAGGGCUAUAAGGUUGGAUCAGACAUGUCGGUGUUUAUGGAGUUUCAGAGCAGCCAAUCAGAAGCCGUGUUACUGGGGAUCAGCAGUGCCAAAGUCGAUGCUAUUGGCCUAGAGAUCAUCAAUGGACAGGUGGUGUUUCAUGUGAACAAUGGGGCAGGCCGCGUGUCGGUGGCGUCAUUGGUGUGGGUGUGUGAUGGGCGCUGGCAUCACCUGGUGGCCAGGAAGAGCAAACACACCCUGACUCUCACUGUGGAUGGGAGGAGUAACGUGACUCAAAACCCCUACCCACAAUCCACCUCUGCAGAAACCAACAACCCCAUCUACCUAGGAGGCUACCCUGAUGGAGUUAAACAGAACAGUCUGUCCAGCAGGUCAAGCUUUAAAGGUUGUAUGAGGAACCUAAAGCUUGUUAAAGGUCAUGGGACUGAAACUCUUGACCUAAGCUCCGCCUUCAUGCUGUCAGGAGCCACUCCCAAUACCUGUCCUGCUGCCUAGCAACCAAGUCUGACUCCUAUUGGUUUGUUGUCUCCACAGUAUGAAUCCUUUUGUUCAACAGAUACAUCCAGCCCUCUUCCUAUUUUUCUAGUAAUCCUGUCUACACCUGCAGCCUCCAGCUAGCCAGCUAGCAGCCUCCAGCUAGCCAGCUAGCCAUGCUAGCAGUCUCCCACCAGACCCGUUAGCCUUACAAAAGCCUGUGACAAAUGAGUUAUUUUAAGACAAGGCUAAAGAAAGGUCACCAAAAGCAGCUGGAAAUGUAUGACGCCAUGCUUUAGAAGGAAAACCUCAUUGUGGAAAAUCAACCAAGUACCGGAGACCCAACAGAAGUCUCAGAUGAUGUGUCCAAUCCUUUCUUUCAUUUCAUUCAGCACCUGAUUAGAUCUUCCUCUAGUAAUACAGUAUGUAAAACAAACUCCAAGGAAUGUUAAUGAUGACAACCAAACAUUUUGUUUUACAAAUGUCCGACAAAUGUGUUAGUCUGUUCUAGAGAAUUCCUGUUGGUUAAUAAAAAGCAGC
Molecule: messenger RNA, 8967 nt
Organism: Lampris incognitus (smalleye Pacific opah)
Lineage: Eukaryota; Metazoa; Chordata; Actinopteri; Lampriformes; Lampridae
Gene: lama1
Product: laminin, alpha 1
Biological process (GO): regulation of cell adhesion; camera-type eye development; axon guidance
Cellular component (GO): basement membrane
Molecular function (GO): signaling receptor binding; extracellular matrix structural constituent
Source: RefSeq, a predicted model, not a curated record